Molecule: messenger RNA, 4002 nt
Organism: Budorcas taxicolor (takin)
Lineage: Eukaryota; Metazoa; Chordata; Mammalia; Artiodactyla; Bovidae
Gene: L1CAM
Product: L1 cell adhesion molecule
Exons: 29
Coding region: 1-4002 (1333 amino acids)
Biological process (GO): brain development; cell-cell adhesion
Molecular function (GO): cell-cell adhesion mediator activity
Source: RefSeq, a predicted model, not a curated record
AUGCAGGCAGGUGCAUGCACAAGGAUGCCUGAGAUGCCCAGAGGCAAGCUGACCCCCCCGGAGUCGUCUUUGGGGGCCUCCACGCCAUCUAGAACCCCAUACAUGUGCCCUCACCUGCCCUCACCCCCGGCUCCUUCCCUCAGCCACCCACCAGCCACCCUUCCCUCCGGCCGGAGCUUGAGCCAAGCCCGGCCGGCUUUGCCGCGCCGGUUCGGCGCCGCCGGGAAGAUGGCCGUGGCGCUGCGGUACUUGUGGCCUCUCCUCCUCUGCAGCCCUUGCGUGCUCAUCCAGAUCCCCGAGGAAUAUGAAGGACACCAUGUGAUGGAACCCCCCAUCAUCACGGAGCAAUCUCCCCGGCGUGUGGUCGUCUUCCCCACAGAUGACGUCAGCCUCAAGUGUGAGGCCAGCGGCAAACCCGAAGUGCAGUUUCGCUGGACUCGGGAUGGCAUCCUCUUCAAACCCAGAGAGGAACUGGGCAUGAUUGUGAACCAGGCGCCCCAUUCUGGCUCCUUCAGCAUUACAGGCAACAGCAGCAACUUCGCCCAGAGCUUCCAGGGCACCUAUCGCUGCUUUGCCAGCAACAAGCUGGGCACCGCCAUGUCUCACGAGAUCCAGCUCAUGGCCGAGGGUACCCCCAAGUGGCCAAAGGAGACAGUGAAACCUGUUGAGGUCGAGGAAGGGGAGUCGGUGAUUCUCCCUUGCCACCCGCCCCCCAGUGCAGAGCCGCUCCGGAUCUACUGGAUGAACAGCAAGAUCUUGCACAUCAAACAAGAUGAGCGGGUGACUAUGGGCCAGAAUGGCAACCUCUACUUUGCCAACGUGCUCACCUCGGACAACCACUCAGACUACAUCUGUCAUGCCCACUUCCCUGGCACCCGAACCAUCAUUCAGAAGGAACCCAUUGACCUCCGGGUCAAAGCCACCAACAGCAUGAUGGACAGAAAACCACACCUGCUCUUCCCCACCAAUUCCAGCAGCCACCUGGUGGCCCUGCAGGGGCAGCCCUUGGUGUUGGAGUGCAUUGCAGAGGGCUUCCCCACGCCCACCAUCAAGUGGCUGCGCCCAAGCGGCCCUAUGCCAGCUGACCGGGUCACCUACCAGAACCACAACAAGACGCUGCAGUUGCUGAACGUGGGCGAGGAGGAUGACGGCGAGUACCGCUGCCUGGCUGAGAACUCGCUGGGCAGUGACCGCCACGCCUACUAUGUCACCGUGGAGGCUGCACCAUACUGGCUACACAAGCCCCAGAGCCAUCUGUACGGGCCAGGGGAGACUGCCCGCCUGGACUGUCAAGUGCAGGGCAGGCCCCAACCGGAGGUCACCUGGAGAAUCAAUGGGAUCCCUGUGGAGGAGCUGGGCAAGGACCAGAAGUACCGGAUCCACCAUGGAGCCCUGGUCCUGAGCAACCUGCAGCCCAGUGACACUAUGGUGACCCAGUGUGAGGCCCGCAACCGCCACGGGCUCCUGCUGGCCAAUGCCUACAUCUAUGUUGUGGAGCUGCCAGCCAAGAUCCUGACCCCAGACAAUGAGACAUACAUGGCAGUCCAGGGCAGCACCGCCUACCUUCUGUGCAAGGCCUUCGGAGCCCCUGUGCCCAGCGUCCAGUGGCUGGACAGGGAAGGAAAGACAGUGCUGCAGGACGAGCGCUUCUUCCCCUACACCAACGGGACCCUGGGCAUCCGAGACCUCCAGGCCAAUGACACUGGGCACUACUUCUGCCAGGCUGCCAACGACCAAAGCAACGUGACCAUUGUGGCUAACCUGCAGGUCAAAGAUGCCACUCGGAUCAUGCAGGGGCCCCGCAGCACAAUAGAGAAGAGAGGCUCCCGAGUGAUGUUCACGUGCCAGGCCUCCUUUGACCCCUCCCUGCAGCACAGCACCACCUGGCGCAGGGAUGCUCUCGACCUGCAGGAGCUGGGGGACAGUGACAAGUACUUCAUAGAAGAUGAGCGCCUGGUCAUCCACAGCCUGGACUACAGUGACCAGGGCAACUACAGCUGUGUGGCCAGCACCAAGCUGGACAUGGUGGAGAGCCAGGCAGAGCUGCUGGUGGUGGGGAGCCCUGGACCCGUACCCCAGCUGGAGCUGUCUGAUCGCCACCUGCUGAAGCAGAGCCAGGUGCGCCUGUCUUGGAGCCCGGCUGAUGACCACAAUGCCCCCAUUGAAAAGUAUGACAUUGAAUUUGAGGACAAGGAGAUGGCUCCCGAGAAGUGGUACAGCCUGGGCAAGGUGCCCGGGAACCAGACCUCCACCACCCUCAAGCUGUCGCCUUAUGUCCACUAUACCUUUCGAGUCACUGCCAUCAACAAAUACGGCCCUGGGGAGCCCAGCCCGGACUCUGAGACUGUGGUCACGCCGGAGGCAGCCCCGGAGAAGAAUCCUGUGGACGUGAAGGGGGAAGGAAACGAGACCAACAACAUGAUCAUCACUUGGAAGCCGCUGCGGUGGAUGGACUGGAAUGCCCCCCAGGUUCAGUAUCGAGUGCAGUGGCGCCCCCAGAAGAUGCAGGGGGCCUGGCAGGAACAGAUCGUCAGUGACCCCUUCCUGGUGGUGUCCAAUACAUCUACCUUUGUGCCAUAUGAGAUCAAAGUCCAGACCGUCAACAGCCAGGGCAAGGGCCCCGAGCCUCAGAUCACCAUCGGCUACUCUGGAGAGGACUACCCCCAGGCAAUCCCUCUGCUGGAACCCGUCAAGGCCCUCAAUUCAAGCACUGUGCUGGUCAGGUGGCAGUCUGUGGACCCAGCCCAGGUCAAAGGCCACCUCCGGGGAUACAAUGUGACAUACUGGUGGGAAGGCAGUCAGAGGAGGCACAGCAAGAGGCACGUCCACAAAGGCUAUGUGGUGGUGCCCGCCAAUGCCACCAGCGCCAUCCUGGGAGGCCUGCAGCCCUACAGCUCCUACCGGGUGGAGGUUCAGGCCUUUAAUGGGAGGGGACUGGGGCCCGCCAGUGGGAUGACCUUCAACACCCCUGAGGGAGUGCCUGGACACCCUGAGGCGUUGCACCUGGAGUGCCAGUCGAAUACCAGCCUGCUGCUGCACUGGCAGCCUCCACUCAGCCAUAACGGUGUGCUCACGGGCUACGUGCUCUCCUACCAACCUCUGAAUGACGGGAGCAAGGAGCAGUUGUCCUUUGACCUCCCAGACCCUGAGCUGCGGACACACAACCUGACCAACCUCAGCCCCCGCCUGCGGUACCGAUUCCAGCUGCAGGCCACCACGAGGGAGGGCCCAGGGGAGGCUAUCAUACGGGAAGGAGGCACCAUGGCCUUGUCCGGGAUGCCGGACUUUGGCAACAUCUCCGCCAUGGCUGGCGAGAAUUACAGCGUGGUCUCCUGGGUCCCCAAAGAGGGCCAGUGCAACUUCGGGUUCCAGAUCUGGUUCAAAGCCCUGGGGGACGAGAAGCUGGUGACUCGUCUCCCGCCGCAGUACGUCAGCUACAAUCAGAGCUCCUACACACAGUGGGACCUGCAGCCUGACACCGACUAUGAGAUCCAGCUGCUCAAGGAGCAGGUGCUCCUGCACCAGAUGGCAGUGAAGACCAACGGCACCGGCCGAGUGAGGCUGCCUCCCGCUGGCUUUGCCACCGAGGGCUGGUUCAUUGGCUUCAUCAGUGCCAUCGUUGUCCUGCUUCUCGUCUUACUCAUCCUGUGCUUCAUUAAGCGCAGCAAGGGUGGCAAGUACUCGGUGAAGGACAAGGAGGACACCCAGGUGGACUCAGAGGCCCGGCCCAUGAAGGAUGAAACCUUCGGCGAGUACAGGUCCCUGGAGAGUGACAACGAGGAGAAGGCCUUUGGUAGCAGCCAGCCAUCACUCAAUGGAGACAUCAAACCCCUGGGCAGCGAUGACAGCCUGGCGGACUACGGAGGCAGCGUGGACGUCCAGUUCAAUGAGGAUGGCUCCUUCAUCGGCCAGUACAGUGGCAAGAAGGAGAAGGAGGCGGCAGGGGGCAAUGACAGCUCCGGGGCCACAUCCCCCGUCAACCCCAUCGGGACCCUGGAGUAG